Camelina sativa (false flax) is the source of this 2712-nucleotide messenger RNA. Its product is annotated as cleavage stimulation factor subunit 77. Gene Ontology annotation, molecular function: mRNA binding; protein binding. Gene Ontology annotation, biological process: mRNA 3'-end processing. Gene Ontology annotation, cellular component: nucleus. The record is from RefSeq and is a predicted model, not a curated record. NCBI's taxonomy places the organism in Eukaryota, Viridiplantae, Streptophyta, Magnoliopsida, Brassicales, Brassicaceae.
GGACAACCGCGGAUUGUUGUUUUUGGUUUCCUAAAGAAGACGGACGGUGGUAGCUUUGAGACCUUUGAGUUUCUCCGUUGGACAAUAAGGUUUUGUGUUUCGGCCAGACCCCGUGGGAGGAGAAUCUCAAAAUUAGGGUUUACUUGUUGGGUAAGCUUUAGAAGAAGGUCUGUUUUUCUGGGGCAAAAUUUGGUGGCGUUGAGGCAGCAGCACAAGCUUUAGCUGGACUUGUCGGAAGAUUGUUACAUACACUGAUUGAAUCUAUCUCAGAUUAGGAUUUUACUUGUAUCUCCUUUUGAAGGACUGUUCUCAUCCGGAGGUGAAAACUUAUGGCUGAUAAUAAGUACAACGUUGAGGAAGCAGAGGCUUUGGCCAAGAGAGCCUUGCAAUUACCAAUUUCACAGGCGACGCCGAUCUAUGAGCAGCUUUUGUCACUUUAUCCCACUUCUGCGAGAUAUUGGAAGCAGUAUGUGGAGGCACAGAUGGCUGUAAACAAUGAUGAUGCUACGAAACAGAUAUUUAGUCGUUGUCUGUUGACCUGCCUUCAAGUUCCUCUCUGGCAAUGUUACAUUCGGUUCAUCAGAAAGGUCUAUGACAAGAAGGGAGCUGAGGGUCAAGAGGAGACCACAAAGGCUUUCGAGUUUAUGCUUAACUAUAUCGGGACAGACAUAGCAUCUGGACCUAUAUGGACCGAGUACAUUACCUUUCUAAAAUCUCUUCCGGCUCUUAACUCCUACGAAGAUUCGCAACGACUCCGAAAAGUGUAUCAGAGAGCUAUAUUAACUCCUACCCACCACGUUGAACAACUUUGGAAAGAUUAUGAGAACUUCGAAAAUUCGGUUAACCGUCAAUUGGCAAAAGGACUUAUAAAUGAGUAUCAACCAAAAUUUAACAGCGCAAGAGCUGUAUAUAGGGAGCGCAAGAAGUACAUUGAAGAAAUUGAUUGGAACAUGCUUGCUGUCCCACCAACAGGAUCUUCCAAGGAAGAAAUUCAGUGGGUGGCCUGGAAAAAGUUUUUAUCCUUUGAAAAAGGAAACCCUCAAAGGAUUGACACGGCCUCGUCAACUAAGCGGAUUAUAUUUGCCUAUGAACAGUGUCUGAUGUGUUUAUAUCACUAUCCUGAUGUAUGGUAUGACUAUGCGGACUGGCACGUAAAAUCUGGUUCUACAGAUGCCGCAAUCAAAGUAUUUCAGCGAGCCCUUAAAGCCAUUCCUGAUUCAGAACUGUUGAAAUAUGCUUAUGCCGAGAUGAAGGAAUCUCGUGGAGCAAUUCAGUCAGCAAAGAAAUUGUAUGAAAGCAUUUUGGGAGCUAGCACAAACUCUUUGGCACAUAUACAAUUUCUUCGCUUUCUCCGGAGGGCUGAGGGUGUUGAAGCUGCUCGCAAGUACUUUUUAGAUGCUAGAAAAUCUCCUAGCUGCACAUAUCAUGUGUAUAUUGCUUUUGCUACGAUGGUCUUUUGUCUUGACAAGGAUCCAAAGGUUGCUCAUAAGAUCUUUGAGGAGGGAUUGAAACUCUAUAUGAGUGAACCUGUUUACAUUCUUGAGUAUGCAGAUUUCUUGACUAGAUUGAAUGAUGAUAGAAAUAUCAGAGCUCUAUUUGAGCGGGCUUUAAGCACAUUACCAGCUGAGGAAUCUGCUGAGGUCUGGAAAAGAUUCAUACAGUUCGAGCAAACAUAUGGAGAUCUUGCUAGCAUUCUAAAGGUUGAGCAGAGAAGGAAAGAAGCACUUUCUGGAAAAGGGGAAGAGGGAUCUACUCCUCUAGAGAGUUCACUUCAAGAUGUUAUUUCUCGGUACAGUUACAUGGAUCUUUGGCCAUGCAGUUCUAAGGAGCUUGAUCAUUCAGCCAGACAAGAGUUGCUUGUGAAGAAUCUGGAUAAGAAAGUAGGGAAGACAAAUCUACCUCAUGGUCCUGCAGCUAUAGGUAGUGUAGCUUCUUCGUCGAAAGUUGUUUAUCCAGAUACAUCUCAGAUGGUUGUUUAUGACCCGACAAAGAAAUCAGAUUUUGCUAGUUCUGCAAACCCAGUGUCCGCUUCUGCUUCGAACACCUUCCCAAACAUUGUGACUGCGACUACAACUGCAACUGCUACUGCAACUCAUGGAUCAGCCAGCACAUUUGACGAAAUACCAAAGACUACUCCACCUGCAUUGUUAGCGUUUUUAGCUAACUUGCCUAUUGUUGACGGUCCAACACCCAAUGUGGAUGUUGUUCUGUCGAUAUGUUUGCAGAGUGACUUACCAACAGGUCAAAAUGUAAAGCAGAGUUUCGCUGCUAAAGGCAAUGCUUCAAGUCAAAACGAUCCCUCGGGUCCAACCCGCAGUGGGUCUCAAAGAUUAUCAAGAGACAGAAGAGCUACAAAGAGAAAAGAUUCAGACAGGCAAGAAGAAGAGGAUACAGCAACUGUACAAAGCCAGCCUCUGCCCACAGAUGUUUUCAGACUUAGGCAGAUGCGUAAAGCUCGUGGGAUCUCAACAUCAUCGCAGACACCAACUGGUUCCACGUCGUAUGGUAGUGGCUUCUCUGGCGAGCUUUCCGGUAGCACUGGUUAAAAUAUACUGAGAUGGGGAAAUUCAUGCUUCUCUUAUUCUUGUAAAUUAUUUCUCCGAACAAUUUCAACUUAUGAAAUAACAAAUUCAUGAUGCUUCUCUUUUUCUUGUAUUUAUUUCUCCCAACAAUUCAUUCAACUUAUGAAAUAAAAUAAGCCUCUUUGGAUAA